GACAUCCACGGCACGCGAGUUGAAGCACUCUCUCCAAGACUCCAACAUCAUUACAGCACCAAAGCCCAGAGAAUCCUCCAGGCCUGAGCGCAGAUACACAAAUACAAUCAAGCUCGACGUCGACCAGUCACGCGACCCUGCAAUCACAACAGCUCCCGUCGCGGCAGCCUAGUACGAGCCAUCCGUCUCCGAUUUCCACACCACAACACGCAAGCCUCCCAGGCAGCAGACAUAAGGGGGCGACAUGUUAAGCUCACGGUGACCGCGGCCCCUCACCGUCCCUAUUAGUGCUAUUACCUGCAUUACACACACCUGUGUAGCCCGUGUGCCAACAGCAUGGCAUCGAUGGCACGGUCCUCAAGACCGAGGGGUGUCCAGGAGAUCACCGCCGAGGCAGAGGACUUUACACUCAACGUCAGCAUACCCUUGAAAGUAUGGCUGCGCACAGCUCAGAUGUUGACCCAGCGUGGGGACAUGCAUUUGCGAAAGGGAGAAUGGGCCCAGGCCUACAUGCUGUAUUGGAGAUAUGCCGUCCUCAUCACCGAACGCCUGAAGAAACAUCCCGAAUACAAGACACCCGCCGGUCGCGAGGCCGCCCGACCAGUCCUCGCACAGCUCAAUGCGGUGCUCGACAUCCUUGGCCGCAUCAAGCCUUUGAUCAAGCGGGAGUACGAGGAGUGGGAAGCGGAGGAGGCCAGGAGAGAGACCCUGAGAAGGCAAAGGGUGGAGAUCGCACAACAAGAAAACGAAUCUUACGAUGUGCCGCUUCGGCAUCGCCACCGCCAUGAGGAGCAGCUGGACCUUGAACAACACAGAGACCUGGCUGUCGAGCUGGCCCAGGAGGAGAUGAGGCGCCGCGAAAGGGAACGCCUCCAACACGCUGGCUCUUUUGUGUCCGCCGACCAACAACGGAGCCGACGGGUAGCCGGAAUAUGGGACCAGUGGACCGUCGAGCUCAAGGAUGAACAGGCACGGAGCGACGAGCUCUUCCGGCGCCAAAUGGAAUCCACCAGAAGAAGACUGGAUGGCAGAGAUGAUGACGCCGCAGACGAGGCCUCGCGACCAGUACAGCACAGCACAAACUAUAACUACCCCUCGAUCUCGCGUUCACAGCCUGUCCAGUAUGAACCGACUUCGUUCCACCAGCGGAUAGAGUCAGCAGUGGCUCCAGCAAGGCCGCCAAAACAUGACCUCCAAUAUCCUCCAACAUACCAUUCUGAUCGAGGCGCAUCCCCUCUGAUUCCUCCCCCGCUUCCCAGCAAAGAGACUCUGGAUAGUCCUCAGGACCUAUCGGUCGGCUCGCAACCACCAGUUCCACCUCCCAAAGACCGGGAGGUUUCCGUGGCUCCCGCACAGAAAACAUUCCGACCAGCUGCGUACCUGGAGAACGGAGAGCCGCUGCGUUCCAUUAUCCUACCUCGCCAGCUUCGACACCGAUUCCUCGACGUCGCCGAGAAAAACACCAGACAGGGCCUGGAAAUGUGCGGCAUGUUGUGUGGCACCGACGUGAAUAACGUCCUAGUCGUGUCGUGUCUCAUCAUCCCGGAGCAAAAGUGCACAUCCGACACGUGCGAGACGGAAAACGAGAACGCCUUGCUCGAGUAUUGCAUGACGGAGGACUUGUUGAUGAUUGGCUGGAUUCACACACAUCCCACGCAGACUUGCUUCAUGAGCUCUCGUGAUUUGCACACGCACGCGGGAUACCAGAUCAUGCUGCCAGAAAGCAUUGCCAUAGUCUGUGCGCCGACGAAGCAGCCAGACCACGGCAUCUUCCGGCUCACAAACCCUCCUGGGCUCCCACAUAUCCUGAACUGUGAGCAGCAGGCAACCUUUCACCAACAUUCAAUCGACAACUUGUACACAAGCGUCGAGAGACCCCAUGGACACGUGGUGCAGGACGAUAGGCUCCAGUUCACUCUGGUCGAUCUGCGGCCCGGCUUCCGUGAUGGACCCGGAGCGCGCAAGACCUUUUAGGACCUGGUAUCAACGCGCGCAGGACGGCUGGCUUCACAUGGUCGUGUCGCAUGCAGCUUCCCUAGUAGGCGCAGCACUCUGAACUGCUUUUGCCGCAUUUGCGAUCCGGCCUUCAUUGUAGAAGAAGAUGCAUACCCAUUAGACAGCAGCAGGAUGCGAACCAAGAUAGAAUAAUGAGACAUGACAGGCACGAAAGCACUUCCAGCACUCGC
Messenger RNA from Microdochium trichocladiopsis, 2186 nucleotides. RefSeq lists its product as uncharacterized. Gene Ontology annotation, molecular function: metal-dependent deubiquitinase activity; K63-linked deubiquitinase activity; protein binding. Gene Ontology annotation, cellular component: endosome; membrane. Bases 337 to 1974 code for a protein of 545 amino acids. Lineage: Eukaryota; Fungi; Ascomycota; Sordariomycetes; Xylariales; Microdochiaceae. The transcript has 3 exons. Gene Ontology annotation, biological process: protein K63-linked deubiquitination. The record is from RefSeq and is a predicted model, not a curated record.